This is a messenger RNA of Trichomycterus rosablanca, 4831 nucleotides long. It is a transcript of the gene srgap2, whose product is annotated as SLIT-ROBO Rho GTPase activating protein 2. Gene Ontology annotation, molecular function: protein binding. Gene Ontology annotation, cellular component: cytoplasm. The transcript is spliced from 23 exons. Lineage: Eukaryota; Metazoa; Chordata; Actinopteri; Siluriformes; Trichomycteridae. Gene Ontology annotation, biological process: negative regulation of cell migration; signal transduction. The record is from RefSeq and is a predicted model, not a curated record. The coding region runs from base 548 to 3826 and encodes 1092 amino acids.
AGAUUGUGCAUGCUAGUUCUUUUGAGAGUUUUGGGGGAACCGGAGUGGAAGAUGUGCUAAAGGAAUGGAAAACGUUUAUCAAGGUCGCAGGAAUGUCACUCAGUAAACCAGAUGUAAACCAGAUCAAUCCUGCAGUUCUCUGAUACUACUGAUUCUUAACCUGCUUUAGUGUUCUAUCGCUGCUCUAAGGCUUCUCCAUUCAAACACUGGAUUUGGCGCAGGUGCUAAACCAGGCGCAAAGAAUACCCCCGGGGCAGAAAGGAGGCAAAACGGAAAGUUUGGGAUUGGAACACGUGGUCUGAUUGGAACCCUGUUUUUUUUCGCUCGGAUACACGCGUUGAGACGCUCGGAUCGAGAGGCAGGAAGGAAACAGCGCUCGGUGCGCAUAAUGCGCGGAGUACCAGCGUUUAUAUGAAACAAUACAAGCCGCUUAACAACUGCGCACGUUUUUAUUCCCUCUGUCUCUGUCUCUGGAUAUCGCGAUUGCAUUGUUUUUGGUUUGAUUGAUACCUAAACGAGGACGGGUUUUGUGGCGUUAUAAGCGAUCAUGACAUCUCCGGCGAAAUUCCGCAAAGACAAGGAGAUUAUAGCUGAAUACGAGACGCAAGUUAAAGAGAUCCGUGCUCAGCUGGUGGAGCAGCUCAAAUGUUUGGACCAGCAAUGCGAGCUUCGUGUGCAGCUCCUCCAGGACCUUCAGGACUUCUUCCGCAAGAAGGCGGAGAUCGAGAUGGACUACUCCCGCAACCUGGAGAAGCUGGCCGAGAGGUUUCUGGCUAAGACGCGCAGCACCAAGGACCAUCAGUUCAGGAAGGAGCAGACUGUUCUAUCUCCAAUGAACUGCUGGAACCUGCUGCUUACUCAGGUGAAGCGGGAGAGUCGGGACCACGCCACGCUUAGCGACCUCUACCUCAAUAACGUCAUACCGCGCUUCUCCCAGAUCAGCGAGGACUCAGGACGUCUCUUCAAGAAGAGUAAAGAGUUGGGAGUUCAGCUGCAGGAGGAUUUGAUGAAGGUUCUCAAUGAGCUCUACACGGUGAUGAAGACAUAUCACAUGUACAAUGCGGACAGCAUCAACGCAGAGAGCAAGCUGAAAGAGGCCGAGAAGCAGGAGGAGAAGCAGAUGGGGCGAGGGGCACGCCAGGAGGAGCGGCAAACGCCGCGUUCACCAGACACACUCGCCAGCGUCAGGCAUGACGACAAGCCUGUCCGCCGUAGCUCUGUCAAGAAGAUCGAGAAGAUGAAGGAGAAGCGCCAAGCCAAAUACACUGAGAACAAACUGAAAGCCAUCAAGGCCAGGAAUGAGUACCUGCUGGCUCUAGAGGCGACCAACUGCUGCGUUUUCAAGUACUACAUUCAUGACCUCUCUGACCUCAUUGAUUGCUGUGAUUUGGGCUACCACGCCAGCUUGAACCGGGCGCUGCGUACCUACCUCUCGGCCGAGUUCAACGUGGAGACGUCGAAGCACAGCGGCCUGGAGAUGAUUGAGAACGCAGCCGAAAACCUGGAGGCUCACAGCGACAAACAGAAACUCAUGGAGACCUACAACAACACCUUCUGUCCACCCAUGCGCUUCGACUUUCAGUCUCACAUGGGAGAUCAGAUGGGGUAUGUGUGUUCCCAGCAGCCACUUCAGGGAGAACUUCUUCAGAGGUGUCAGCAGCUCCAGUCUCGACUGUCCACGCUCAGGAUAGAGAACGAGGAGGUGAAGAAGACGAUGGAGGCCACCCUGCAGACCAUCCAGGACAUGGUGACCAUCGAGGACUUUGAUGUGACAGACUGCUUCCAUCACAGCAACUCCAUGGAGUCGGUCAAGUCCACCGUGUCUGAAUCGUUCAUGAGCAAACCGAGCAUCGCCAAGAGACGAGCCAACCAGCAGGAGACCGAGCAGUUCUACUUCAUGAAACUGAAGGAGUUCCUGGAGGGUAGAAACCUCAUCAUCAAACUACAGGCCAAGCACGAGCUUAUCCAGAAAAGUCUUGGAGAGAGUCAGAAGACUGACUACUGCCUUGCCAGUGGGCGCAGGGACUCGUCGGCGCAGAAACAGGAAUCUGCUCAAGCCAUACCAUUGAUCGUGGAGAGCUGCAUCCGCUUCAUCAGCCGUCACGGCCUGCAACACGAGGGCAUCUUCAGAGUGUCCGGCUCACAAGUCGAGGUCAACGACAUAAAGAACGCCUUUGAGAGGGGUGAGGACCCGCUGGCUGUGGAUCAGAAUGAUCACGACAUGGAUUCCAUCGCCGGCGUCCUCAAGCUAUACUUUAGAGGUCUGGAGACCGCCCUCUUCCCAAAAGAAGUCUUCCAUGAUCUCAUGGCCUGUGUCUCCAUGGAAAACCUUCAGGACAGAGCCACACAUAUCCGCAAGGUCCUGCUAAAUCUACCCAGCAACACCGUGGUCAUCAUGAGAUACCUGUUCGCUUUUCUCAACCAUCUGUCCCAGUACAGUGAGGACAACAUGAUGGACCCCUAUAAUCUGGCCAUCUGCUUCGGCCCCACGCUCAUGUCCGUGCCAGAGGGUCACGACCAGGUCUCCUGCCAAGCCCAUGUCAACGAGCUGAUCAAGACCAUCAUCAUUCAGCAUGAGAGCGUCUUCCCUGGGUCACGCGAGCUCGAGGGGCCCGUUUACGAGCGUGUCGGAGCUGCGGAGGAAUACUGUGAUAGUCCACAAAGCGAGCCCCCUCUAGUGGACGAACCAGCACCUGACACCGUCUCAGACAUUCCCAACAGUGAUGAUGGCUCGUUGAACGUUUCAGAAUCGGAUCCCAUCGAGGCCAUCGCUCGAUUCGACUACUCGGGCCGUAACAACCGGGAGCUCUCCUUUAAGAAGGGCGCCUCACUGAUCCUGUACCACAGGGCUUCUGACGACUGGUGGCAGGGACGGCACAACGAUGUCGACGGCCUCGUGCCUCAUCAGUACAUCAUGCUUCAGGACAUGGCGGAUUAUGACUCCACCGGAAGAGGAAGUCCCAAAGCUGACCUUGAUGCAUCUCAGGAGGCCGGGGAGGAAAAAGUGUCAACUAGAGGAAAUGCCAGCUCCCCCAGUGGAAGCCAUGUAGCUGAUAUCUAUCUGGCCAACCUUAACAAGUUACGGAAGCGCCCGGAGGCAAGCGGAAUCCGCAGAACAUUCCGGCCAGUAGAAGGCGCUAUUGAGAGCUCGCCUGUACCCGGUGGGGGUCUGAGGGUCACCUCAUUACCGGCAGCUGGGCUUCCCAAAGAGGGUACCGAUAAGCGGCCGCUCAGCCUCCUGAACUCGGUCACCCGCCACUCAUCCCUUAAGACCAAGGUGGAGAGCCCUCAGUUCCGCAGGGGCGCCCCCGCUGGACGCUCCAAGAGCUUCAGCAACCAUCGACCUUUUGAGCCUGAGCUCAUCGCCCAGGUUGAGCAGAGCUCACAGGACAUCAGCGUGACCAUGAGCACGGCCAUAAGCGAGCUGCACGAUUUAGACAAGAAGGCCAGCGUGAAGCCGGCGCCCGACGUGGUGCUCGACACCCUGGAGCAGCUGAAGAGUGGAGGAGCCUCAGAACCCUCCAGUCCGCUCCACGCGCGCCCGCUCCAGCACCCGAUGCAGUGCUCCCUCCAGCGCAGCGCCAGCUCGGCCAGCGACAUGCCCUCCGCCUGCCGCCCUCACAAGAGCCCGGCACCCAAGAGCCCUCUGUCCUCGGGAAGCGCCGGUUCCGCGCUCUCACCCGCCAUCUCCACGUUCAGAGAUAACCGGCCGCCGGCCACCAGGCCCAAACCUGUGGUGUUCCCGAAAAGUAGCGGCUCGAGCAGUAAUAUCCCUCCGUCUCCUCCACCGCCUCCUCCGACCACCGAUAAAUCCUGCCCGGCUUAAGGGUUUCAUUGCAUUUCUGGCCACUGAUUCAGUACAGACACUCAUUUGCAGUAAUUGGUGUGGAUGUGAGUGUGUGAGUGUGUGUGCAUCGUAAAGUGAUUUUUCAGCACUGUCAAGGGCAAGAUAAGAAUUCCGGCUGGGAUAUAGACUCUAGAUCUCCCUUUAUUACCUUAGCUUGAUUUAUUUUGGUAGCAGUGGAUUGAAUUGCUAUGGUGAACCUGUAGCUGUGAAUAAUUUCUACGCAAUGCCUCUUUAUCCAGCGAGCCAGACUGGUGGGUCAACCAUGAGUGCAGUGGCGGAUAAAUAACUGUGUUUAUAUGCAGCAUUUUUAAUAACGUACUGAUAUGAUGUUCAUGAUUUUGUCAGGAUGAGGGAUGAUUUCCUAACCUCUUCACAUAGCCUUCCUAAUUUAGGACAGAGGGCCAAAUGUGAAUCAAUACUUCUCUAUAGAAUAGCAAUGCCAGCAUAGCAAUCUGUUUGCACCACUUUCUUUUAAAGGGAAAUAUGCAUGUCGGUGUACAUACUCAUAUACAAAAAUAACAACAACCACUAAACAGAUGCAAUAUAAAACCUGUGCAUGUUUACAACACAGUUACUAUUGUAUUUAUGUACUUGUACAAUCUGUGAAGCCUGGAAAUCUGGAAGGUGCUGCACAGUAACAUUUAGGGAUUUGCCAUUCUUGGUCAUCCUACCUGCGUGGUACUAAUCGAAAUGUUCAAGUAAUUAAAAUGACCAUCGAUUUUGACCAUGCUUCAAUGCUUAUGGGGCGUAUUCGGAAUUGUACUGCUGUCUUAGGGCUUUAAGGUCACGCGCAUUCGCCAGUGGUUUGCGGCCUCGCCUUUCGCAUUCCUUAAUCUCUUUACAAUAUUAUGUACGGUAGACAUUUUUUCUAAAACGCAGGACCGUCUCCUUAUUAUUAUUAGUGAGCUUUUUAUUGCGUAAUGUCCACUUUGAGAAGUAGUAUGUCGGGUAAUACUACAGGUCAAUGUGCUUUAACUACAGUAU